GCAAAAAUUUUGCUCAAAAAGCCCUAACCCAUGCCAUUUUCAUCCCGCUAGAAUAAGAUGAGAUUUAGCAUUUUUCUUCCUUCUCCUAGUAAGGAUUAGACAUUUAUGAGUUUAUGAUUCUUAAAAUUAUGAUAAAAACCCAAAUCUUGCUAUGGUAUCCUUCCAUUUUCUGGUCCAUGUUGGGUGUGAGGAGAGGCAACCAUUUUUCCAGCACUUCCGGUGAAAACUCUACUGCAAUUUCGGACCCUGCAGGCAGACUACACUGGCAGCCCGACCUUCUGUUAGUAUUUUGGUCAUAACUCUCUCUGUAAAUGUCGGAUUAAGGUAAUUAUUGAGGCUGUAGAACGUUAAGACAUAGGGUUACAAUUUAUCUGUUGAGCACUCAACCCAGAUCAGUCAAUUUCUAGGCGUAAAUUCUGUUGGAAGUUCUAGCAUGAAAUUUGACCAGAACUUGACAGAAAUUUGCUCUCUUUUCUAAUCUAUUCCCACUUUAUCUGCUGCUACAUUGCAUCAUAGUUUUAAUAAAAUUUUAGCUGCUAUUUUUCUACUCUAAAACCCUUUUUUAUUGCUUUACUUUAGCUGCCCUUUUUGCUACUUAAAUGCUGUUCAUUUUUGCUCAGUUCUAGCUUGCGUUCUACCUUGUUUUGUUGCUGUCUUUUUGCCCAAAAAUCCCUGCUGUUCAAGGCUUGUUCCAAGCAUUUUGGGACUGCUUUAAAUGGCAGAAACCCCCACCCUAUUGCCCAAAGUUUCUAUUGUGUCUAAAACGGUUUUGAACUCAGUUUCUCACACUUUUUCUAGUUUGUUUUGUUUAGCAAAUCUACUUGGUAAAUCUGUCAUAUGUAGGGUCUUUUUGGAGCUAUUUUAAAAGGAUAGAGGUGAUCAGGAUGCAUAGGGAGAAGUUGUUUCUUUGGUUAAGAAACUUGAUAUUGGAAUUAGAAAUUAGUUUAGUUAAAUGGGGUAUUUUGUAAUCUUGUUUGUUCUUUGAUGUGGUUUAGGUUCUAAAUCACCUCAAGCACCUUGACUUAUUGAAUUCUUUGCUUGUCAUAUACCCACAAGGUGAGGUAAGUAAAAUUUUGGUAAUGCCCCUGAAUUUUAAGGUAAAGGUUUUUUUUUUUUUAAAGUAUAUUUUAAACUAUUUUGAAAUGGUGGCGAAACUAAACUUGUUUUACUCAAACAUAAGCAUGAUUGGCUAAAUAAAGUUGUUAUCAUUUAUUGAUUUGAGCAUACCUACUUGGAGUUUACUGAAUUAUUCUGAUAACCUGAAAGUUGAUUUGUAAGUUAUGGAUUUUCCUGUAACUCCUGCAUGUUUUAGUCUCUAAUAUGGUCAUGAAUUCCAUUCUCCUAACAAUGGGAGUUAAAUGAUGGCACAUGUCAACAUGUAUUUCUGUAAAGCCGGUUCAUCCAGCCAGUGAGAGAGUACAUUGGUAUUUCUAUUGUCCAGCCAAUUGGGAAAGUACACUGACCAUGACUAAUUAAGGGGACCACUAAAUAAAAUUUCAAUAUGCAUAAAUUAUUUAUAACUGAGAUUUUCUUCCCAUUUACAUUUUAAAUGUUUCUCGGCAUGCUUUAAAAAUUUCAAUAAGGGUUAUCCAUAUCUUUACUUAUUAAGUUAUCUCACAUAGUUUUUUCUUAUCCACCAUUUCAGGUAGUGUGACCCGAGACGUGGGAAACCAAGGGGAGUGACGAGCUAAAAGGUUAGCCAUUGUAUUUUGGACAUAGAUUUUGAGUUGUAGAUUAUUCUUUGUAAGCUAGAUUUUAUUUUGAAAUAUUGAUCUAAGUUUAUGUGGACUAUUAGUAAUGAAUUUAGCAAAUUCGAAGUCUUGUGCAUUUGUGGGAUCCUCUCACAAUUGCAUGGCGUUU
Molecule: messenger RNA, 1860 nt
Organism: Rubroshorea leprosula
Lineage: Eukaryota; Viridiplantae; Streptophyta; Magnoliopsida; Malvales; Dipterocarpaceae
Source: the annotation of a GenBank genome assembly